AUGACCCUUCAUGGCGAGACUGAUCUCCUCAUGUGCAGGACCUUCCCCACACUUCUGGGGAGGAGAGCAUUGACGUGGUACACCACUUUGCCAACUAGGAGUAUUGCGUCCUGGGAUGAUUUGGCGAACAAGUUUCAAACUCAUUUCGCAACAGGUCUCCCUGUGCCCAAGUCUGUCCAUUCUCUGGAAAAAAUUCGCCAACAAUCAGGGGAGUCCCUCAGAUCCUUUCUAGACCUAUUUGAUAAAGAUGCUUUGCAAGUUCAGGGCCUAGACCUUAAGAUGCAGAUCAAGAAAAAAGCUCAAGAGUUCAUGCGAAUUGAAGAAUAUAAAGGGAGCAGAGCUGACGAUUCCCACAACCAAAAGAAGAAAGCAAGUAAAAGUAAAGAUCAAGUUGAUGAGGACAGGAAAAUUCACAAGUCCUCUAGAUAUAUCAGCCGCCCUUUGGGGCGUGGCCCCUCAGGACGCCAAUCACACAACGUCCUACAAACUGAAUAUAAAGAAGAGCGUAAAACUAACUCACAACGCCAAGAGCCGACAAGGGAGACUGUCGUGUACUGCAAAUUCCACCGCAGCAACGACCAUAGCACCGAAGAAUGCAGAUCCCUUAAAGAGGAUAUUGAUGAGCUAAUCAAAGGAGGAGCCUAG
Molecule: messenger RNA, 645 nt
Organism: Gastrolobium bilobum
Lineage: Eukaryota; Viridiplantae; Streptophyta; Magnoliopsida; Fabales; Fabaceae
Exons: 2
Coding region: 1-645 (214 amino acids)
Source: RefSeq, a predicted model, not a curated record